Bicyclus anynana (squinting bush brown) is the source of this 2663-nucleotide messenger RNA. It is a transcript of the gene morula, whose product is annotated as anaphase-promoting complex subunit 2. The transcript has a single exon. The coding region runs from base 172 to 2505 and encodes 777 amino acids. Gene Ontology annotation, molecular function: ubiquitin protein ligase binding. Lineage: Eukaryota; Metazoa; Arthropoda; Insecta; Lepidoptera; Nymphalidae. The record is from RefSeq and is a predicted model, not a curated record. Gene Ontology annotation, biological process: ubiquitin-dependent protein catabolic process. Gene Ontology annotation, cellular component: anaphase-promoting complex.
CGUCUGUGACUGUGUUUGUGUUCUGUUCAUGGAAGACGAAGAAGGAAAUAGUUUGUGUUUACUGUUUGUUCAGUUUGUUGUUCUUUACGCGUAAAUAAAAUCAACGGACGUGAUUUUAGGUGUAAAAAAAUUAAAUUCGUAGACAGAAACAUAAACACUUAAUAGUGCAGCAUGGCUAAUAAAAGUGACGAAUUAAAAAUGUAUUGGAAUAAAAUUAACUAUGCAUAUCCAAUUCUUAAUGAUACCCUUUUUACCGACUGCUCAGACGCCGAAUAUGAAGAAAUACAACAAAUAAUAGUUGGUCUAGGUGUUCAAAUAAAGAUUCGGGACCUCAUAUUGAUUCACACCGAGAAAUAUUUGCGUCAACAUGUAGCUCCGUCGUUCUGGUCAAAGUUUCUAAAAACUGAUGAAGAAGUAAAAGGAUUCCAACUGUUCAAGUCUGCUGUUAAUGAUUUAUACGAAGCCAUGUCAAGCUUUUCACCUAUGAUCACCAGACUUGGUAUUCUAAAUAACAGCUGCUGUGAUAACAAGCCGAUUUAUGGUGAACGCGACGUCAUGUCUGGCUUCAAACAACUUCUGCGCGCUACACUUCUAUCGCAACUACCUUUAGAUUUCCAAGUUAUAAUUAAUCAUUUUUAUAAAGUAUCAUUCAAUGUGUUUGAUAAUGCAGAAUAUGAUAACUCGGACAUGGGAGAGGAUGUAAUGUGCUCGGGCUGUUGGAAUGAAUACUCAGAUUGCAACUGCGCCUACAUUGUGAAAGUAUUUCACGACACCAAUCGUAAACUUGUAGAACUGACACUUCUUGAGAGAUUAACAGGACAAGUGCUCACUAAUUUUAUACAACAGAGAAUUGAAUUGCACAUACAGAAACUUUGCACUGGAACAUUUGAUGUGUCCCAUAUAGGGUUCUUAGAAAACUGGCUGGACACAACAGUAAUGUCGUGGCUCACACGAAUCUACUGUGCUGGUGCUUCAAAACCACACAAAGUUGACAAAGAUAUCCAAAAUGCUGUGUCCAAGUUUAAACAGAAACUCAGUUACUAUUUGUAUCAUAUCUAUACAAAAUUACGAAUUGACCAGCUGUUCAACAUAAUAAUUGUGUAUCCUGAUUCUCAACCUGCUGUUGAUGAUAUAAAAUUGUGCUUAGAUAAAACAGACCUCAGAGCUACUUUGUGUAAAAAAUUACAAAAUGCUUUGGAGACAAGAUUGUUGCAUCCAGGUGUAAAUACACCUGACAUUUUAACAGCUUACAUAUCUGCCAUUAGAGCUUUGAGACAUUUGGAUCCAUCAGGAGUUAUUCUCGAAACAGUUACCAAGCCUGUUCGCAACUAUUUAAGAAACAGGGAGGACACUGUGAGAAGUGUUGUCAGUAGUUUAACUGAGGAAGGUGCAGGGAGUGAACUCGCUGAAGAGUUGGCUAAAUUUGCAGCAGAAACUGAUGAGGAUCUUGAGAAAGAAGAAGACUGGGACAAUUGGGUUCCGGACCCUAAAGAUGCUGAUCCUAAAGUUAAUGGUAAUGAUAGAAAAGCAAAUGACAUUAUAUCCAUGCUUGUAAAUGUGUAUGGAAGCAAGGAAUUAUUUGUAAAUGAAUACAGAACACUUUUAGCAGACAGAUUACUCGCUCAAAGUGUUAUCAACACUGAAAAAGAAAUAAGAUACUUGGAAUUAUUGAAACUUAGGUUUGGAGAGUCCCAGUUGCAUUUCUGUGAAGUUAUGUUAAAGGAUGUAUCAGAUUCUAAAAGAAUCAAUUCACUCAUACAACAAGACAAGAACUUUGAAUCACUAAAUAAUAAGUUUGCUUCCAAUGCAAUGAUUUUGUCUGCACAAUUUUGGCCACCAUUUAAAGAUGAAAGCUUAGAGUUGCCAGAGGAAAUUAAACAGCAUUUUGAAGCUUACACUAAGUCAUAUGAAGCACUCAAAGGAAACAGAACUUUAAGUUGGAAGCCACAUUUAGGCAAUGUUAAUAUUGAGAUUGAGAUUGGUGACAAGAAAUUGGAUUUAACAGUAUCACCAUUUAAUGCAACCUUGAUAAUGCACUUUCAAACUAAACCUGAGUGGACAUUAGAAGAGCUGCAUCAAAUCAUGAAGGUGCCAAUUACUAUAUUGAGAAGGAAAAUAACUUAUUGGCAAUCUUUGGGGAUCAUAUCCGAGAGGAGCACAGAUAAUUUUGCUUUAGUUGAGGGUAGUGAUGGAAAUAAGUCUAGUUGUUCCACAAACCAAGUACAAGAAAUGAUUUGUGAAGAUGAGGAAAGCGAAAGUGUCAUGGCAUCCGCCCAUGAUCAGAGAGAAGGGGAGUUACAAGUAUUUUGGUCCUACAUCGUUGGGAUGUUAACCAAUUUAGAUUCAUUACCUUUGGAGCGAAUUCAUCAAAUGCUGAAAAUGUUUGCAUCUCAAGCUCCAGGAACAGAAUGUAGUCUCCAGGAAUUGCGACAGUUUUUAGACACUAAAGUUCGCACACAUCAACUAGUCUUACAAGCUGGGAUGUAUAAAUUACCAAAGACUUGAUUAAUCUUUAUUACAUCUGUUUCAUUCUUUUAAAUCUUUGACAAAUCAAGGCUAGGAUUAUGUUUUACAGAAAGUUUAACUAUAAAUCGUAACUAUGUAUAUAAUACAAAGUUAUAAAUAAUAAAUGUAUAUAAUUUAUGUACCUACCUACCUGCCUA